This is a messenger RNA of Telopea speciosissima, 1688 nucleotides long. Its product is annotated as mitochondrial inner membrane protein OXA1-like. Gene Ontology annotation, cellular component: mitochondrial inner membrane. The record is from RefSeq and is a predicted model, not a curated record. Bases 121 to 1398 code for a protein of 425 amino acids. Gene Ontology annotation, molecular function: membrane insertase activity. The transcript has 11 exons. Gene Ontology annotation, biological process: mitochondrial respiratory chain complex IV assembly; protein insertion into mitochondrial inner membrane from matrix. Lineage: Eukaryota; Viridiplantae; Streptophyta; Magnoliopsida; Proteales; Proteaceae.
UCACGACACAGGAAUCUAAGGUACUAAACCCUCUUUCCGCCUCUCCCUCCUUUCCUUCCUUCACACUGCAACUCUGGUGCAGCGUUUCAUCUCCGGCAAGGAGGUACCAUUUUCAGUUAGAUGGCUUGUAGCCGCAACAUCUCCACCAAAGUGACCGCUCUCAGGAAAAGGUUCCACCCAUCUUUUAGCUGUAUUCUUCAUGACGAUGAUGGCAAAAGUCAGCCUUCUGUUGCAAAUUCAUCGCGACCUACAAUUGGUCAUUUCCGCCAAAGUGGUAUAGCUGCUGGUUUUGGUGCUCUGCAUCAAGACAGAAGAUGUUCUUCCUUCUAUCUCCCACCAGGGCUAGGAUCUUCGUUUUGUAGGCAUAUGUCGAGUGCUAUUGCUGAAAGUUCAGAUAAGAUCGAGUAUGUGAGUGAUGUUGCAGAUGUCCUCACGGAGAAGGGUGUGGAAGUGGCAGUCACCCAGGCUCCUGUUGUGAGCGAAGUGGCUAUUGCAGCUGCCGAUUCUUUCUAUCCUGUUGCAGCCUUGCAGUACUUUAUUGAUGGUAUUCAUUCUUUCACUGGAUUGAAUUGGUGGGCAUCCAUAGCUCUGACAACUGUCUUGAUUCGAGGUGCUACAGUUCCACUCUUGAUAAAUCAACUCAAAGCUACUUACAAGCUUACUAUGAUGAGGCCACGUCUGGAAGAGAUCAAACAACAGAUGCAAGAUACGGGAAUGGAACCUAAUGCUGUUGCGGAGGGUCAGAAACGUAUGCAGGCACUAUUCAAGGAGUACGGAGUUACCCCAUUCACUCCAUUGAAGGGACUUUUUAUCCAGGGUCCUAUUUUUGUCAGCUUUUUCUGGGCUAUUUCGAAUAUGGUGGAGAAAGUUCCAUCUUUCAAAGGUGGUGGAGCAUUCUGGUUCACUGAUCUCACAACUCCAGAUAGUUUGUACAUUUUUCCAGUACUGACAUCAUUAACCUUCCUGAUAAAUGUGGAGUGCAAUAUGCAAGAGGGGUUGGAAGGAAAUCCUGUUGCUGGCACCAUGAAAAACUUUUCCAGGGUCCUUGCUGUUCUUACGGUUCCAUUUACCAUGAGCUUCCCUAAGGCAAUAUUUUGUUACUGGGUCACCUCCAAUAUCUUUUCAUUCUUGUAUGGAACAGUACUUAGACAAGCUGCAGUGAAGGAGUUUCUGGGUAUUCCCAAAUUACCUGUUGCACCUACUUCAGCUCCACAACCGGCCUUAUCGUUUUCAUCAAUGUUCAAACAACUUAAAGCAGUUGCAUCACAAUCUUCUGUAUCUCCCACUGAGCCAUUGAAGUCUGUCGACCGGAGAAAAUCUUCAUCUUCAGUAAUCAGUCAAAGGAUAAAGAGUUUAGAGAAACAAGUGAAGGGAAGAAAGAAGAACAAAAAGUUGUGACGAAUUUUGCAGCUCAAUAAUCAGAGCAUUUUUGGUUCACAUUGUGAGGUUUGAUUGGGCUUUGCAGGGAAAUAAAUGUGGCACUAAUUCAAAUUAAGGAUUCUGAGAGUAGUCGAUUGAUUCGCUGGGAGGGGAAAAAAGGAGGGUGGACACAAGAUUAUGCAUUAAUUGAGAGGUCUGGGAUGUUAUUUAAAAAUAUAGGAGUGAAAUUCCAUUUAUUGUAAUAAUUUUGAUUGAGAGCACUGUAACUGUAUUUCCUAAUCAGUGCAAUAUUUAGGGUUUUGAUCAUC